Messenger RNA from Hyla sarda, 4304 nucleotides. It is a transcript of the gene SLC6A9, whose product is annotated as solute carrier family 6 member 9. Gene Ontology annotation, biological process: sodium ion transmembrane transport; synaptic transmission, glycinergic; glycine import across plasma membrane. The record is from RefSeq and is a predicted model, not a curated record. Gene Ontology annotation, molecular function: glycine:sodium symporter activity. Lineage: Eukaryota; Metazoa; Chordata; Amphibia; Anura; Hylidae. Gene Ontology annotation, cellular component: plasma membrane. The coding region runs from base 668 to 2578 and encodes 636 amino acids. The transcript is spliced from 14 exons.
GCACUCCACAGCCGCGAUCUGUCGGGGUGAUCGUCCAUUAUACCCGUAUUACAGGUCAGAUCGGGAGGAGGAGCCGCCUGUCAGGAGCAGGAGGAGCUGAGAGCCGGUCCCCCUCCUCCACAGCCGCCGAGGAUGAUGCAACUUCGCCUUUAAGAAAAACCCUCUGACAAUGACAGUUGGUCGCUAGAGAGAACAGCGCCUGCCAGGGGCCACUAACUGCGAACCAGGGGCCACUAACUGCGGACCAGGGGCCACUAACUGCGGACCAGGGGCCACUAACUGCGGACCAGGGGCCACUAACUGCGGACCAGGGGCCACUAACUGCGGACCAGGGGCCACUAACUGCGGACCAGGGGCCACUAACUGCGGACCAGGGGCCACUAACUGCGGACCAGGGGCCACUAACUGCGGACCAGGGACUACUAUAUGCAGACCUAGAGCCGGGGGCCACUCAUAGACUGCCGGUGUGUACAGACCAGGGACCCCUCUAAGACUGAAGCCCCUAUCUACAGACCACCGCCAGGGGCCACCGCAGGAGCUGUCAUCGGACCAGGGGCCACUCGCAGCAUGCUCAGAGAAUUCCGGGAGUGAAGACGGCCGCCAUCUUUACGAGAGUGAUCUAGUGGGAGGAGCAGCCGACCGGUGGACGCGUUUCACGCUUCUCCUGAUGAAUAUGGCAGAAAAGUGUGGUGACAGCGUGCUGAAUGGCGCGGUGCCCGGUGAAACCACCAAGAGAGACGAGAACGUGAAGAGAGGAAACUGGGGCAACCAAAUUGAGUUUAUCCUGACCAGUGUGGGCUAUGCUGUGGGCCUGGGCAAUGUCUGGAGGUUCCCGUAUCUCUGCUACCGCAACGGAGGAGGUGCCUUCAUGUUCCCGUAUUUCAUCAUGUUGGUUUUCUGCGGGAUCCCCAUCUUCUUCAUGGAAUUGUCGUUCGGGCAGUUUGCCAGUCAGGGAUGCCUUGGGGUGUGGCGGGUCAGUCCCCUGUUUAAAGGUGUGGGCUACGGGAUGAUGGUGGUCUCCUCGUACAUCGGGAUUUAUUACAAUGUGGUCAUCUGUAUCGCCUUCUAUUACUUCUUUGCGUCCAUGACGCGGGUCCUGCCCUGGACGUACUGCAAUAACCCCUGGAACACGGACAACUGCGCCGGCGUCCUGAGCCCGUCCACCAACAGCAGCUACAACCUCAGCGUCCAUGGAGACGCCUUCAACUUCACCGAGAUCCUCAACCAAACCGCCAAGAGGACCAGUCCCAGCGAGGAGUACUGGAGGCUUUACGUGCUGCGGUUGUCGGAUGACAUUGGGAACCUGGGGGAGGUGCGGCUGCCGAUCCUCGGGUGUCUGGGGUUGUCGUGGAUCGUCGUCUUCCUUUGUCUUAUUAGAGGCGUCAAAUCCUCCGGAAAGGUGGUCUACUUCACCGCCACGUUCCCGUACGUGGUCCUCACCAUCCUCUUUGUUCGGGGGAUCACCCUGGAGGGGGCGAUGGACGGGAUCAUGUAUUACCUGACGCCUCAGUGGGACAAGAUCCUGGACGCCAAGGUUUGGGGGGAUGCAGCUUCCCAGAUCUUCUACUCUUUAGGAUGUGCAUGGGGAGGACUCAUCACUAUGGCGUCUUACAACAAAUUCCAUAACAACUGUUACAGGGACAGCAUCAUCAUCAGCAUCACCAACUGCGCCACCAGUGUCUACGCCGGAUUCGUCAUCUUCUCCAUCCUCGGCUUCAUGGCCAAUCACCUGGGUGUGGAUGUGUCUAAAGUGGCCGACCACGGUCCUGGUUUGGCUUUUGUGGCGUAUCCAGAAGCCCUGACGCUGCUGCCGAUCUCACCUCUGUGGUCCGUUCUGUUCUUCUUCAUGCUCAUCCUCCUGGGACUCGGGACGCAGUUCUGUCUGCUGGAGACUCUGGUCACCGCCAUUGUGGAUGAGAUCGGAAACGACUGGAUCAGACGCUGGAAGACGAUUGUGACGCUGGGGGUGGCCGUGGUGGGUUUCCUGCUGGGAAUCCCUCUGACCACUCAGGCCGGGAUCUAUUGGCUGAUGCUGCUGGAUAACUACGCCGCCAGCUUCUCCCUGGUCAUCAUCUCCUGCAUCAUGUGCGUCGCCAUCAUGUACAUUUACGGACAUCGGAAUUACUUCAAGGACAUUGAGAUGAUGUUGGGGUUCCCCCCUCCCCUCUUCUUCCAGAUCUGUUGGCGUUUCUUCUCUCCAGCCAUCAUAUUUUUCAUCCUGAUCUUCUCCGUCAUCCAGUAUCGGCCGAUCUCGUACAAUGAUUAUGUGUACCCGGGCUGGGCCAUCUCUCUGGGCUUCCUGAUGGCGCUCUCCUCAGUCAUCUGCAUCCCCUUAUAUGCUGCAUUCAAGAUUUGGCGCUCAGAGGGUGACACUUUCCUGCAGCGGUUGAAGAACGCGGUGAAACCCAACAAGGACUGGGGCCCCGCACUCUCCGAGCACCGGACCGGCCGUUAUGCGCAGAUGGACGACAGCCCCGAGGCCCAACCCCUGAACCCCGAGAAGCACAAGAAGGAAGAGAUGGGCCUGACAAUACAGGGUAGCAACGGGCAGGCCCACAACCAAGACUCUAAGGUGUAACCAGCCGGGCGGAGGGGGAAGAGGCGCUGGUGUGUGGAUGACCCCUUUACCCUCGCCCCCUGCUCCUUCGUGUUUUCAUCCAGACCAGUCGUUCCCUCCGUUGCCAUUUCCAGCCGGUCACCUAAGAACUCCCGGACUCUUGGGGAGAUAAGAACCCUUCAGCUGCUGAGCAGAGGAGUCGGGCUUGUUCCUGCUCCCCUACACUCGGGACCACCCAGAGGACACUGCUGAUGAGUGGGAUCAUUGUCUCCAUAGAUGGGAGGUUGCGCGUGCGCGGGGGAGGAGUAGUUCUUCUAACGCGUCUAACCAUAGUUUACAGAAAAGAUUAUUUUUAGAGUUUAUAUAUAAACCUCAGAUUUCUAAUGUUGGGUGGUCAGGGGCCAUGAUCCCACCCUCUCUCCUCCUUGGCCAGUCACGGGUCUGGGCGACAUCGCCACAACUCGUAUGAACAUUUAUACUGCGCCAAGGAAGGGAAACAAGAAAUGCAAGCGUCACAUUAUUUCCUGUUACUUGAGGACGGCGGGAGGUGCAGCGGACACCGUGGGAAAUCAGAGGAGGGGUCCGCCCGCCCCCGCUGCGUCCAUCUGACUGAUAUAAGGGGGGUUUCUACCUAUCUCUACAGCUGUGACUGCCGGGGGGGUAACAUUCCUCACCCGUAUCACAGCGCCUCCUGUGGAUCAAGGCUGCUCCGUGUCAGUAUUCGGUAGAUAUCAGAGUCGUCUCCUCGCGUACUGUGCGCAUUAAGGUUUUUGGUAACAGGAUGGAUUUUGUGGUAUUAACUCUUUAGGAUUUUCACAAAUCUAAGUCCUGUUCCCGCUGUCGUUUCAUCCACUGUAGUCUCACGUGUCCUGCUCCGCACACCCGGCACCAUAUGGGCUUUACACGAGAACCGUUCAGCAUCUGCAGUAUAACCUGGAUUCUGGACGUAUUCGCAGGCUGUAAAGAGUCACACAUACCUCCUUACAGCAGUGCAGUAAAGAGUGACACGUACCACCUCACAGCAGUGCAGUAAAGAGUGACAUGGACCUCCUCACAGCAGUGCAGUAAAGAGUGACACGUACCUCCUUACAGCAGUGCAGUAAAGAGUGACCUUGUACCUCCUCACAGCAGUGCAGUAAAGAGUGACAUGGACCUCCUCACAGCAGUGCAGUAAAGAGUGACACGGACCACCUCACAGCAGUGGAGUAAAGAGUGACACGUACCACCUCACAGCAGUGCAGUAAAGAGUGGCAUGUACAUUCUCACAGCAGUGCAGUAAAGAGUGACAUGUACCACCUCACAGCAGUGCAGUAAAGAGUGACCUUGUACCUCCUUACAGCAGUGCAGUAAAGAGUGACAUGUACCUCUUCACAGCAGUGCAGUAAAGAGUGACCUUGUACCUCCUUACAGCAGUGCAGUAAAGAGUGACACGUACCACCUCACAACAGUGCAGUAAAGAGUGACACGUACCUCCUCACAGCAGUGCAGUAAAGAAUGACACGUACCACCUCACAGCAGUGCAGUAAAGAGUGACACGUACCUCCUCACAGCAGUGCAGUAAAGAGUGACCUUGUACCUCCUUACAGCAGUGCAGUACAGAGUGACGUACCUCCUCACAGCAGUGCAGUAAAGAGUGACACGUACCUCCUCACAGCAGUGCAGUAAAGUGACCUUGUACCUCCUCACAGUAGUGCAGUAAAGAGUGACCUUGUACCUCCUCACAGCAGUGCAGUAAAGAGUGACAUGU